UAACAUGUUCUGUAAACAAACAUUUCCUUGGGUGCCAGUUUUCGCAUAACGACAUUAUUUGCGAAGAACCACCGUCUUUGUUACCGGUUGAAUAAUCGAUAAUUCCAUUAACUACUGAAUAACUUACAGCCAGAUCGAAUAAACUUGACUCGACGCCAUGGAGGAUUUGACUGAAGUGCUUCGCGCCGGAGAAACGGUCGUCAAACGUCGAAGACAAAGCCGAAGGCGAAGGGAGAAUACAGCUAAAAUUGAUUCUCGUAACUUUACGAAAGCAAAUUGGUUCUGUAGGAUGAUGUCUAUCCCAGCUAUCCCUGAAAGUCAAACUUCCGCCACUCUACGCGUCUUCACGAUGUGGUCUGCGGUCCUGGCCUACUUUAUCAGUGGUUUACUUGGCGUCGUCUUCCCUGAGCUGCUCUCUGCCUUGUUCUUCAUGAAACUUACUGGCCGUGAUAAAGCGUACUGGAGGAUAAAUUGUGCUUUACUCACUGUUAUAGGUUUUCUCUACAUUGUGAUGGCGAAAUCUCGUCCUCUAAUAACUGGAAACGGUGCAAUUUUGGGAACCGUUCCCGAGAGGUUGCUUUUCGUUGUGGCAGUCUUGGUAUGGCUGUGUUACCAAUCCUUGCUCUCUUUACCCUUUGCAGCGGCAUUUUCGUUACUUGAUUCUGUGCUGGCAAUUGUAACAUACAUCAUUUGGUAUCGUAAUACUCCAGAAGCUUCUCUAAAAAAGUGUCUUGUGGAGAUAGGAAAGUUGAUGAUUCCCAUCCUUGGUCCCGCAAAAAAAUGGUCUUCGAACAUCGUGCAAAUAAUCAGCUAUUUAGAAAUGGUGAUAUCAGUUACCCUUAUAGUAAGGCCCGAUGUAGCGCGUGAUUUGAUGGGCCUGGACGCGUUUCAAGGCUUUUCAAAGGGCAUGGUAUCCGUGUUCUUCAUGCAGAUGGUGGUUAUUGGCUGGCUUCAAGUUUUGGGAGGAGGAGACGGAAACGAGGCCUGUCCGAUAGCAGCGGUGUUUUAUCGCAUAGCAUGGAAAGUACCUGUAGUUUCACUCAUGUACUAUUUCAAUCAUCUUGAACGAGGUUUUGCUCUUGCCGUGGCAGUUGCAGAUUUAGCAAGCGCAUCGGUUAUUUUGAUUUCACUUUGCGUUGAGGUGUUACCUUCCAAAAAGGACAACUGAUGUGAAAUAACUCAAGAGUAAGCGAUG
Pocillopora verrucosa is the source of this 1195-nucleotide messenger RNA. RefSeq lists its product as uncharacterized. The record is from RefSeq and is a predicted model, not a curated record. NCBI's taxonomy places the organism in Eukaryota, Metazoa, Cnidaria, Anthozoa, Scleractinia, Pocilloporidae.